Molecule: messenger RNA, 1183 nt
Organism: Drosophila navojoa
Lineage: Eukaryota; Metazoa; Arthropoda; Insecta; Diptera; Drosophilidae
Source: RefSeq, a predicted model, not a curated record
AGCCAAUUGCUAAGAGCUGAGAGCCAAAAGCGUUUUACGUCCGGGUUAAGAUAACGUUAAGCACAAGCUACGGCUGCACAACGACAACAACAACGACGAGGACGACGACCAGGACCAGGUCGACGACUAGAAAGCGCACAUGGCGAGCUGGAGCUGGAGCAUCUUGUGCGCAACGCUGUUGGCCGGCCUCACGUUACUCACGGUGACCCAUACGGUGCGCAUUACCAAUCUCCGUGUGCCGCACACUUACACACUCGAACGUGAUAAUGAGCCCGAUCCUUUGGUGUUGGACUGCGAGUACGAGAUUGGGCCAAGGGAGAAGGGCUUUGUGCUCAAGUGGCUGUUCAAUAAUCAUUCCAUCUAUCAGUGGAUACCAUCCGUAAAGGGUUUUGCCAUGGGCUUCAUGAAGUCAAAGAUAGACACCAAAAUAUUCACCAUGGAGGGCAGUCCCGGUGUUAUAUCGAUAAAGAAUCCCGACUGGAACAUGACGGGGGAAUACACCUGUGCCGUGCAAACCUUUGAGUCCACGGAUAAGCGAAGUGCCCGCUUACAAAUAAUCGUUCCUGAGUCGGAUUUCAUGCUGGAGGCACGCAUGGGGGGCGAGCAGACAGAUGUGGACAUAAUGUGUGCUGUGCAGAAUGUUUUCCCACAGCCGGUGCUAUCUGUCAUUUUUGAUACACAUAUAUUGGACUCGGUGCUGACGCAAUUGGAUCAAAAUCCCAGUGGCCUGUACAGCAUGACAGUGCGAACGCGCAUUCCUAGAGAUCAACUCGAAUCACCCACACCGAUCACAUGUGCGUUUUUCCUGCUCGGCACUAACUAUACCAAGCGCAGGGAGACUAUUUUCUAUGAUAAAGCCACAAAUAUACAACGCAAAUGGACAACAGUCGCCGUAGUUAUGUCGAUCGCAUCUUUAGCUUUAAGCAGUUAGUUUGGUAGUGUUUUUGUAGGCUAUGUACGUAUUUGUUUUUAUGUUCGUAUAGAAUGUUUAAAAGAAAAAUUUCAUUUUUAAAUAGAAUUUUAAAACGAUAAACGUAAUUUUUUGCGGUAUUUUUAAAAAAGCGCUUAUUUUGUAAAUGCAUGUAAAUGUAAGAGAAACGAAUGAUACACACGCAUACACACCUAUAAACACAUACACGCAUAAACAUACAAACAGACAAAAUUAAAAAGAAACAACAACAAA